GGCGGGAGGGGUGGUGCGGCGCGGCGCGGCGCGGGUCUGGUGGCGGCAUCACAGACACCUGCCCGCUGAGGAGACUGCCCGCAGCCCGCGGGAGCAUCGGCGGCGAAGGUAGCCCCCAACUUUGCUGCGCCGCAGGAAGUCCCUCGAACCUGGCCGAAGUGGGACCGGGGAUUCUCCGUCCGCUACCCUCUGCGCCGUCUGGGGGCGAAAAUGCCGAAGAAGAAGCCCGGGCCGAUUCAGCUCAACCCCGCUCCGGAUGGAUCCGCCGUCAACGGGACCAGCUCCGCAGAGACAAAUUUGGAAGCACUUCAGAAAAAGCUGGAAGAACUAGAGUUGGAUGAACAGCAGCGAAAGCGUCUCGAAGCAUUCCUUACCCAGAAACAAAAAGUUGGAGAGCUAAAGGAUGAUGACUUUGAGAAGAUCAGUGAGCUGGGAGCAGGAAAUGGUGGGGUGGUCUUCAAAGUAUCUCACAAACCUUCUGGUCUCAUAAUGGCAAGAAAGCUAAUUCAUCUAGAGAUCAAGCCAGCUAUUCGAAACCAGAUCAUUCGUGAGCUGCAAGUUCUACACGAGUGCAACUCUCCUUACAUAGUGGGCUUUUAUGGAGCUUUUUACAGUGAUGGAGAAAUCAGCAUUUGCAUGGAACAUAUGGAUGGUGGCUCCUUGGAUCAAGUGCUGAAAAAGGCUGGAAGAAUUCCAGAGCAGAUCCUGGGCAAAGUUAGCAUUGCGGUAAUAAAAGGACUCACAUACCUGAGAGAAAAGCAUAAAAUAAUGCACAGAGAUGUUAAACCAUCUAACAUUUUGGUAAACUCUAGAGGUGAAAUCAAGCUUUGUGAUUUUGGUGUCAGUGGGCAACUGAUAGAUUCUAUGGCAAACUCGUUUGUUGGCACACGCUCCUACAUGUCUCCUGAAAGACUACAGGGGACCCAUUAUUCAGUGCAAUCAGACAUAUGGAGUAUGGGGCUGUCUCUGGUAGAAAUGGCUAUUGGCAGGUACCCAAUCCCUCCUCCUGACUCCAAGGAGCUUGAGCUAAUGUUUGGCUGCCCUGUAGAGGGAGAUUCUCCAGUCACAGAGACCUCACCCAGGCAAAGAACACCUGGUCGGCCAGUCAGCUCUUACGGACCAGACAGCAGACCCCCAAUGGCGAUCUUUGAACUUCUGGAUUACAUCGUCAAUGAGCCACCUCCAAAGCUGCCCAAUGGUGUGUUUGGUUCUGAAUUUCAAGAUUUUGUUAACAAAUGUUUAAUUAAAAAUCCUGCUGAGAGAGCUGAUUUGAAGCAGCUGAUGAUUCAUGCUUUCAUUAAGAGAUCUGAAGCGGAGGAGGUGGAUUUUGCGGGGUGGCUUUGUUCAACCAUAGGCCUUAACCAACCAAGCACACCCACACAUGCUGCUGGAGUCUGAGUGUGGAAGAGCAACUCCUGUACUGUACAUCUGUUAACAACAACGCUAUUUUGGUCCUCUUCCCUCAGCUUGUACCUGUUCAAACACGUAUUUCACCUCUUAAGGAAGAAUGUCUCUCUAGCAUGUGCCAAAUGGUUUUAAACUUUGUCAUAACAAUAAUUGGUAUUGUAUUGGAUGACGUUCGUUUCCUGACCAAAACGUUACAGUGCUUGCUGAUUUUAAGUGAUUAUGGAUAUUCUUUCUUAAUGACAAUAUCACUUGGGGGGUGGGGAGGAGUCUUCACCUCCAGCUUGUUUGAACUUUUCUCAAGAUUCUUCGUAAAUCGUUGGUACUUCAAUCAUGCUUAACCUAAUCUCCCCUGCAGAAAGGGUUAGGGAUGCUCCAAAACUCUAUCUGUCGAGCAUGCUUUUGCUGCUGCCGCCAAACUGUAUCUGAAAGCCAGGCCUGGUGGUUCCGGUUUU
Molecule: messenger RNA, 1859 nt
Organism: Dryobates pubescens (Downy woodpecker)
Lineage: Eukaryota; Metazoa; Chordata; Aves; Piciformes; Picidae
Gene: MAP2K1
Product: mitogen-activated protein kinase kinase 1
Exons: 11
Coding region: 211-1398 (395 amino acids)
Biological process (GO): protein phosphorylation
Molecular function (GO): ATP binding; protein kinase activity
Source: RefSeq, a predicted model, not a curated record